Molecule: messenger RNA, 516 nt
Organism: Camellia sinensis
Lineage: Eukaryota; Viridiplantae; Streptophyta; Magnoliopsida; Ericales; Theaceae
Source: RefSeq, a predicted model, not a curated record
UCCUAUCUUUCAUAUGACACCUCGUGCAGUACUUUGCAAUCCGACACUGGAUCAGAAGUCGGUUCACUUCCAUUGAUUUCAAGCGUUGAUGGUCUAGGAAAGCUGCAAUCUGUUGUAGGAAUGACUUUUCAAAAUGCUUUUGAAUUGUUGGGCAGAGCCAAACCCAUUCAGAAUUUGCUCAAGGCUGUUGUAACUGAUGUAAAGAUGUGGAAUGCUUUUCUAAACAAUAAAGCAGUUCAGGAAUUCUUGCGGCAGCUGGAGACAGGUGCCAACAAUGUAGUGACAAAUCUGAGCAGCAACCAGCAGACGGACAACCUCUCCAUUCAGCAAUGGUCAUCAGGUGCCAACAACAUAGUGAGAACUCCGAGCAUCAACCCUCAGACGCACAAUGACUUCUUCAGUCAACAACAAUCAUCAGGUUUUUCUAGCUUUAUUGUAUUUCCUAUGAUUUUAAAUAUUGAACGAUAUAAUACAUAUCGGUUCAUACAUGUUGAUUGUUUUGUUUCUCGAUAUUGA